AUGGCCAGCCAACAGAUUUCCUCACUAAAAGCGGUCACGUGCAUCGUGCUGUUGCUUGCGAUAGUGUGCGGCCUGGUCGCAGGCUCCGCCAUGCCGCCAUUGUGCGAGAAUAGACUGAUCGAUGAGCUUCCGCCCAAGUUCCGGAAAGUGUGUGCGGCGCUAGAGAACUCGAACCAAUUCGCGGAAGCGCUGAACGCAUACAUACGGAAGGAGGCAGCUGGUAAUGCCUUUCUUUAUCUAGAUGACGAUAUGCUGGUACCGGGACAGAAUGGCAAACGGACGGAUGUGGAUCACGUGUUUCUGAGGUUCGGCAGAAGACGCUAA
This is a messenger RNA of Anopheles marshallii, 324 nucleotides long. It is a transcript of the gene Ms, whose product is annotated as dromyosuppressin. Bases 1 to 324 code for a protein of 107 amino acids. The record is from RefSeq and is a predicted model, not a curated record. The transcript is spliced from 3 exons. NCBI's taxonomy places the organism in Eukaryota, Metazoa, Arthropoda, Insecta, Diptera, Culicidae.